Molecule: messenger RNA, 4079 nt
Organism: Brienomyrus brachyistius
Lineage: Eukaryota; Metazoa; Chordata; Actinopteri; Osteoglossiformes; Mormyridae
Gene: kcnh8
Product: potassium voltage-gated channel, subfamily H (eag-related), member 8
Exons: 16
Coding region: 80-3043 (987 amino acids)
Biological process (GO): potassium ion transmembrane transport; regulation of membrane potential
Cellular component (GO): membrane
Molecular function (GO): voltage-gated potassium channel activity
Source: RefSeq, a predicted model, not a curated record
GAGCGUCUCCGCAAUUGGCACCUACUCGCGUCCCUUCUGUUUCAACUUUUUAUGGGGAAUUACACACCUCUGAUAGAAAAUGCCUGUUAUGAAGGGAUUGCUAGCCCCGCAGAACACAUUUCUGGACACCAUCGCUACACGGUUUGACGGCACACACAGUAACUUCAUCCUGGCGAAUGCGCGAGUGGCACAGGGCUUCCCCAUCGUGUACUGUUCGGACGGCUUCUGCGAUCUCACUGGCUUUGCGCGCACUGAGGUCAUGCAGAAGAGCUGCACCUGCCGGUUCCUCUACGGGCCUGAGACCGGCGAGUCGCUCAUCUUGUGCAUCAGCCACGCCCUGGAGGAGAAGAAGGAGUUCAAGGGCGAGAUCAUGUUCUACAAGAAGACUGGUGCGCUGUUCUGGUGCCUAUUGGACAUCGUCCCUAUCAAGAACGAGAAAGGAGAGGUGGUUCUCUUCCUUGCGUCCUUCAAGGACAUCACCGACACCAAGGUUAAGAUUGUUCCAGAAGACAAGAGGGAGGAGAAACACAGGGGGAGAGUGAAAACUGGGUCCCCGUUCGGCUCGGCCAGGAUCCGCAGCGGCACCGUGCUCUACCACAUCUCCGGGCACCUACAGAACCGCGAGAAGAAGGGCAAGAUCAAGCUGAAUAAAAACGUGUUUGGGGACGCGCCGGCGCUUCCGGAAUAUAAGGUAGCCGACGCUAAGAAGUCCAGGUUCAUCCUGCUGCACUACAGCACCUUCAAGGCGGGCUGGGACUGGCUCAUCUUACUCGCCACCUUUUAUGUGGCCGUCACAGUCCCGUACAACGUCUGCUUCAUCGGGGACGACGACCUGACGCGCAGCACGACGGUCAGCGACAUCGCGGUGGAGAUUCUCUUUAUAAUAGACAUAGUCUUCAGUUUCCGCACCACCUACGUGAGCAAGUCCGGCCAGGUGAUCUUCGAGGCGCGGCUGAUCUGCGUGCACUACGUCACCACGUGGUUCGUCAUCGACCUGGUGGCGGCUCUUCCGUUCGACCUGCUCUACGCCUUCAAAGUCAGCGUGGUGUCUGUGGUUCACCUGCUGAAGACGGUGAGGCUCCUCCGGCUUCUGCGUCUGCUCCAGAAGAUGGACCGCUACUCGCAACACAGCACGGUGGUGCUGACUCUCCUCAUGUCCAUGUUCGCUCUGCUGGCCCACUGGAUGGCCUGCAUCUGGUACGUCAUCGGCAAGAAGGAGAUGGAGGCUAACGGCUUCACGUGGGACAUCGGCUGGCUGCACGAGCUGGGGAAGCGUCUGGAGGCGCCGUUUGAGGGCGGGGCCAACGGCACGGCGGGGCCCUCCCUGCGCAGCGUCUACAUCGCCUCGCUCUACUUCACGCUCAGCAGCCUCACCAGCGUGGGCUUCGGCAACGUGUCGGCCAACACUGACGCUGAGAAGAUCUUUUCCAUCUGCACCAUGCUGAUCGGAGCGCUGAUGCAUGCACUGGUGUUUGGCAACGUGACGGCCAUCAUCCAGCGCAUGUACUCUCGCUGGUCUCUCUACCACACGCGCACCAAGGACCUGAAGGACUUCAUCAGGGUGCACCAUCUGCCCCAGCACCUCAAGCAGCGCAUGCUGGAGUACUUCCAGACCACCUGGUCCGUCAACCACGGCAUCGACUCCAACGAGCUACUGAAGGACUUCCCUGACGAGCUGCGCUCCGACAUCACCAUGCACCUGAACAAGGAGAUCCUCCAGUUGUCGCUGUUCGCCUCAGCCAGCAGGGGGUGCCUGCGCUCCCUCUCGCUCCACAUCAAGACGUCCUUCUGCGCGCCGGGCGAGUACCUCCUACGGCAGGGCGACGCCCUGCAGGCCAUCUUCUUCGUCUGCUCGGGCUCCAUGGAGGUGCUGAAAGGCGGCAUGGUGCUGGCCAUCCUGGGAAAAGGUGACCUGAUUGGAGCAAACAUGGCCGUCGAUGACCGGGUUAUCAAAACCAACGCGGACGUGAAGGCCCUGACCUACUGCGACCUGCAGUGCAUCAGCCUGAAGGGCCUCUAUGAGGUGCUGGACCUGUACCCUGAGUACUCACACCGCUUCGUGCAGGACAUCCAACGGGACCUUACCUACAAUCUGCGGGAGGGGCACGAGAGCCACGUGAUGUCGAGAUGGUCAAGCAAAGCCUCACUGCCCCAGAUGGAUGGCAAAGGCAAUGGGAGAAUUAUCAAGCGCUACGCGUCCAUUAAGGAAGACCAGGAGGAGGAUGAGGAGGAAGACGAGUGCACUCCGCUCUCUCCGGACACAGAGAGGGACAGGGACAGGUGUGUGGGGACGUCGUCCAAUAGGCAGGAGCCGACCUGGAACAGGAAUAACCGGAACCCAUUCAAGAAUCCCAAUGGUCCCCACUCCAAUGUCAAUGGUCUCGACCCCUCAGAUCUCAGCCCCAGGAUUGUGGACGGUACAGAAGAUAACAAUGGAGCUGAUGAUUCCUCGGCCUGUAGGGUCUCCCCAAGCCGACAGCACCCGACUACCAAUCCUUCACAAACCGCAGAUAUUUUUGGUGCGGUUAGCACGGUUAGCACGGAGGACCUGGCAGCGAAAGUCGAGGAAACGAAAGGAGAGUUACGUCAGCUGAGCCGGGAGGUCAGCGCCCUGGGUCAGGAGGUGGCGGAACUGGGACGUGGCCUCAGACUGCUGAUGGAAAGGGCGAUCUCCGCCCCCCAGGCCUUGCAGUUCUGGCCCGGUCAUUGUGUGGGCGGCCUCCCAGCCCGGAGCCAGCAUUCCCCGGCCUGCGUGCAGUGCACCCAGUCAGGCCAGGGGACGACACAGGGAACUUUCCGGCGUCUCCUGUGCCCCUCGUCGGCCUCACGCUCGCCCCCCCGCUCUCAGCCAGGUGAUCCUUUCCGUUCCCCUUACGACCUUCCCCCUGCGUGCCCUUUGCCAGAGCCUUCGGCCCGGACCCUGCUUGGCGUUCCCGUUUCCUGGAACCCAGAGGGACCUCCAUCGGAUCGCUGUCAGAGUCCACGGAGUUUGCCUCCCGGAGCGCCGGCGUCCACAAGCGAGGACCCAGCUUCAGACUCCUAGUAGAGGUCCUCCCAUGUGAUGGCCGCGCUGCCCGUUUGAGCCCUGUCACUGUCAUCACACAUCCCUGUGGGCCUGAACUGAACAGAUCCACGGUCCGCGGGAAAGAGGCAUGUCCGCGGGAAAGAGGCAUGUCCGCGGGAAAGAGGCAUGUCCACGGAAGCAUGUGACCGAGGAACGUCAACGUAGCUAUAAGUGGUAGAGACUCUCGAUCGCAGGCAGACGCAUGCAAGCUGCCUGGAGGUGAAACAGAGGGGGAUGUGUUGCCUGCUCUUCGGGUUGGCGAUGGGGAUUUGGAUGGGGUCCUGCCCUAGAUUGUCAUGCUGUUUUUUGAUGAUGGGACCGUCACCCUGCAUGCCAGCAUCUAGAACAUUCAGCUGAGUAGCGCCAGUAGAUACACAAAACCGAAGCAUGUCUCUCCUCCUGAAAGCAUCUUCCCUAAUAGCCAAGAAAAGCUGGGAAUGAAGUUACUAUUUUUAUAAGGACAACAUUUAUUUAAAUGUAGAUUCUGAAUUAUACAACGUAGCAAAAGGAUUUAUUCCACCUUCUGUAGAUUGACUUUACAUCAGCCCUGACCUCCCGGGAUUCCUCUGCCUUCCUUUAGUAUAGGAGGGGGGGGGGGGGUAACAUGUCCACGAUCAAAAUGGAGGGCAGCUAUGACUUUCCGUUUCCGCACUGGGGUAGCAUUUUUAUACUUCAUAUGCAAUGAAUUCAUCGAAGCAGAAGGUCUCUUAAUUUUCUCAUCUCCUAGAUGACGGACUUCAGAUGGCGAGAAUGUUUCGCACAGGAUGGGUUUCCUGGAAAGUAUGGGCUAAAUCGCAGCCCUGGUCUGUGUCCGCCAUUCUCACCCUAAAACUGUUCUUCUCUCUUAUUUUUAAGAUUCCACAACAAAAUGCCAUUAUUCUAAUAAAUAUGAAACUCCACAGCUCUUCCGGAUCGGCUCAUUUAUUUGGCUGUUGGUGUUUUAAACCCUGCCUUGUCAGAAAUAUCAGCUCUGGGAUUUAUCAUUUCUACGGAGAAAAGGUUUGAAAAUACUGAA